This is a messenger RNA of Williopsis jadinii, 1476 nucleotides long. It is a transcript of the gene COQ6, whose product is annotated as putative N,N-dimethylaniline monooxygenase COQ6. NCBI's taxonomy places the organism in Eukaryota, Fungi, Ascomycota, Saccharomycetes, Phaffomycetales, Wickerhamomycetaceae. The transcript has a single exon. The coding region runs from base 22 to 1434 and encodes 470 amino acids. The record is from RefSeq and is a predicted model, not a curated record. Gene Ontology annotation, cellular component: mitochondrion. Gene Ontology annotation, biological process: ubiquinone biosynthetic process. Gene Ontology annotation, molecular function: oxidoreductase activity, acting on paired donors, with incorporation or reduction of molecular oxygen, NAD(P)H as one donor, and incorporation of one atom of oxygen; FAD binding; 2-octaprenyl-6-methoxyphenol hydroxylase activity.
GCCCAAUUAACGCUCGGAAACAUGUCUAUGAUCUUUAGAAGAGCACUGGCAAGCGUCAGCACCAAGAGUGUUGAGCCAAAAGUCGUUGAUGUACUGAUUGUCGGUGGUGGGCCUGCUGGUCUGACGCUGUCAGCUGCCCUGAAGAACUCGAGAAUCACCAGGGAUUUGAACAUCCAGCUCGUUGAAGGAUUCAAACUGGAUGGCGUCAAGAGCUUCUAUGAGGAAACACCAGAGCUGCUGACCAAUAGGGUGAGCUCGUUGACACCACAGUCCGUGGAGUUCCUCCAAAGAAUUGGUGCUUGGAAGUUCAUCAGACAGGAAAGGGUACAACCUUAUGACGGGAUGGUUGUCACUGAAGGGCUCAGCGACGCCAGAUUGAGCUUUGACCAUCCUGAAAUUGCCACGAUGUGUGAGAACGUCAACUUGCAAUCAUCGCUAUACCAGAGAAUCAAGGAGUUGGAGUCGCAAACCGCAGAGGGUGAAGCGUUUGGCCUCGACAUUAAGGACGAUACAAAGGUCACGUCAAUCACCAAAGAUGAAUCCAACGAUUGGCCAAUAGUACACUUGUCCAAUGGAGAAUCCAUCAAGACACGCUUACUCGUUGGAGCUGACGGGUUCAACUCCCCUGUGCGUAAGUUUUCAGGGAUCGAAUCAAGAGGCUGGUUCUACAACAGAUUCGGAACCGUCGCCACGGUCAAGCUGGAGUACGCACCAUUUGUAUCAUGUGCAUGGCAGAGAUUCUUGCCUACUGGUCCAAUUGCUCUGCUGCCAAUGCCGGAUGACAACGCAACCAUGGUUUGGUCUACGACUCCAGAGCUUUCGGAGCUGUUGACCAAAGUUGAGCCAGAACUGUUUGUUAGUCUUGCCAAUGCUGCCUUCCUGUUGAACAACGUUGACAUGGAGUACUACUACCAAUGCCUAAGAAAGGACGAGACAGAAGGCCUCGUUGACGACAUCCAGUGGAGAAUUGACCACAUGACGCAGAAAUUCACAGAGGAAGAGCUUGAUGAGAAGUUCCCCGUGAAGAUCAUCUCAGUACAGGACAAGUCCAGGGCUCGCUUCCCAUUGAGACUCUCACACGCAGACACCUACGUCGCUGACAGAAUCGCACUCGUAGGAGAUGCUGCUCACACUACACAUCCACUGGCUGGUCAAGGCCUCAACAUGGGACAAGGCGACGUCCAAGCCCUGGUGAAUGCCCUGGAACAGGGCAUCACCAGAGGGCUCGACAUCGGCAAUCUGCUGGUACUGGAGCCAUUCUGGGCCGAUAGAUACCCGGAGAACAACCUGCUGUUAGGCGUUGUCGAUAAACUGCACAAGCUGUACGCAUGUACCAGCGAGCCAAUCGUGGCAUUGAGAAGCUUUGGCUUAAAUGCAGUCAACCAGUUAACACUGUUGAAGGACUUCAUGAUUGGCCACGUCUCUGGUAAAUAAAACCACGUAUAUAAAGACGACACACUUGUAAAUUGGCUAGGA